Penicillium brevicompactum is the source of this 1776-nucleotide messenger RNA. Its product is annotated as CocE/NonD family hydrolase. The record is from RefSeq and is a predicted model, not a curated record. The coding region runs from base 1 to 1776 and encodes 591 amino acids. The transcript is spliced from 3 exons. NCBI's taxonomy places the organism in Eukaryota, Fungi, Ascomycota, Eurotiomycetes, Eurotiales, Aspergillaceae. Gene Ontology annotation, molecular function: dipeptidyl-peptidase activity.
AUGCCGAACCAAAUCAAGGACAUCACCACCCGCGACGAGACAUCUUUCUCCUACAUAUUUGAGCAAAACGUGACUAUUGCACUCAAAGACCAGUCUGGUCUCGUCAGAUGCAAUGUCUAUCGUCCCAAGUCUUCCGAAAAAGUGCCUGUUCUCGUCACUUACGGCCCAUAUGGUAAAGAUAUAAGCUACGAAGCUUUCCACCCACAGAGCUUCAGCGAAGUAAAUCCCGAACAGCGCUCUGAGCACUCAGCUUGGGAAACUCCCGACCCAAAGUUCUGGACCAGCAAUGGAUAUGCAGUUGUACGCGCCGACGAGCGUGGCACAGGUCAAUCCGUCGGCAAGCUUGACACGAUGUCUCGAGGAACCAGUGAAGCGUUCUUCGAUGUCGUAGAAUGGGCUGCAGAGCAAUCCUGGUCAAGUGGGAAAGUCGGUCUCCUUGGAAUCAGCUACUUUGCAGGCAGUCAAUGGCGCGUGGCUGCACGUCAGCCCAAAGGGUUAUCUUGCAUCGUUCCCUGGGAAGGCAUGUCAGAUUACUAUCGAGAUCGAUGCCGACAUGGUGGAAUUCUCUCAAACAAGUUUAUCAAAUUUUGGUGGGAUCGCCAGGUCGUGAGCAACCAGUAUGGUCUUGCUGGUCGUGCAGCUCGCAACUGGGGCCCCGAUACCAUUGAAGGGGAUCUGUCUGCUGAAGAGCUUGUGGAAAACCGUCAAGACCAGACCGUUGAUAACUUGGACAACAAGUUUCGGGAUGAUUCUUACUAUGCAUCCAAGGAGUACAGCAUGUCUGAUAUUAAGGUGCCGCUGCUCUCUGUCGCCAACUGGGGCGGUAUUCUCCUGCAUCUCCGUGGAAAUGUCGAGGGAUACACACAUGCAGGAUCAGACCUGAAGUAUCUGCGUUUCAUCACAGGAAGACAUGACCUUCCCUUCUACUACAAGGAGGAGGUUGAACUACAACGCAGUUUCCUCGACGCCUUCUUGAAGGGAGAUGACCGUGCAGGCUGGGCAGACGGAACAGCCACCAAGGUUGAUAUGGUUCUACGCAAAGGUGACGUGGGGCACAACAACGCCGAAGGCGAGAGGACCUUCCCACGUCGACAGGAGAUGGAGUGGCCUAUUGCUCGUACCCAGUACACCAAGUACUUCCUGACAUCGCAAAACGAGCUUGUGACCACUUCGCCCUCUGAAUCACGUUCCACUAAGAUCUCCUACCAAGCACUGGGAAACCUUGAUGAUCCCCAGCUGGUGCAAUUCACCACUGCCGCCUUCGAAGCCGAGACUGAGAUCACCGGACACAUCGUUGCUCAUCUGAACGUAUCAAUGAGCGCAAACGCCGGGGCCCCAACGCCACAGGACAUCGAUUUGUUCGUUACAAUGCGGUACAUCUCUCCCGCUGGAAAGGAGGUUUUCUACACCGGAACAGCUGGAGAUCCUGUUCCGUUGUGCAAGGGCUGGCUGCGCGUUUCCAUGAGACAAGUUGAUCAUGAAAGCCCACGCAACCGUCCCUGGCUUCCUCACCGCAACUAUUAUUCCACUGAUGCUCGUCCUGUGAUUCCUGGUGAGGUUUAUGCGGUUGACGUGGAGAUUUGGCCGACGAAUGUUGUGGUCGAAAAGGGAGGGAAGAUCGUGCUCGAGAUCAGCAGUGGGGAUACACAGGGCAGUGGGAUUUUCCAACAUAACUCGCCUGUUGAUCGGUCCACUGAGCGCUUCCAAGGUCAAAAUCAUAUUCACUUCGGCAUUGCAGAGAACUACGUUACUCUGCCGAUCAUUCCAUCUGUUUGA